UUCUUAUUCUGAAGGCAGCGACUGACAAACAGAGCACUUCUGUGUGAUUUUGGAUGAAAACUCUGUGUUCUUCUCAGGAUGAACAUGGCUUCUGUGGUUAACUGUAGAUAACAAAGAGAACAGUUAUCCCAUUUGGAUUUUACAUGAGGUGCCUCAAAGAAGGGGAAACAAAACCUGUACUCUGAGAUCUUUUUUUUGGAUAUAAAACAUAGACAGGUAAUCAAGAGAGAUGAAGACCCGUGUGGUCCAGAUUUGGGGUUUCCUAAUGACAGUGCUGGGCUGGAUUUUUGUGGCCUGCACUAUGGCCAUGGAGGGCUGGAAAAUCACUUCCAUCGGAGGCAUGGGGGGCUCCUCCAUCAUCAAAGUGGCCUGGUACUGGUCCAGCCUGUGGAGAUCCUGCUUCACAGACUCCACUGCUGUCAGUAACUGCUACGACUACCCAGUGCUCUGGUCUGUCGAGGGACAUAUCCAAAUAGUGCGAGGCCUGCUGAUGGCAGCCCUCUCCCUGGGCAUGUUAGGGUUUGUGCUCAGUAUGCUGGGCAUGGAGUGUACCUUCAUUGGCGGAAAAGACAGAUCAAAGUACAAGAAGAUCUACACAGGUGGAUGGUGCCACAUAAUCAGCGGUGUACUAUCUACAUGUGGAUAUGGUGUUUAUGCCCAGUAUGUCUCUGUGGAAUACUUCAACCCUGACUUUACUGACCUGAAGUUCGACCUGGGCACUCCGCUGUUCCUGGGCUGGGUGGGCUCUGGUUUCCAUAUGGCUGGUGGUUUCUUCUACCUGUGGUCAGUGUGUAAACCGCUCUGUGGGGGAGAGACCACCGUAAUCACAAUUCCCCGAGAACCAGACCCAGAGCAAACUGAUGACAAAACCAAGUCCACCACAGCUCUGUCCGCCGUGUCUGAGAUCACCUCCAAGACCAAGGUGUCCUCCAUCUCUGAGCUCUCAUCGAAGUCCGACCGCUCCGAGGUGUCCGAGAUCUCCACAAGAUCAGGACGCACAUCCAAGACCGGACGCUCAGCCAUGUCAGGGCGGACGACGAGGACGGGGAGAAGCAGUCAGUCGGCAGGGUCCAGAUCAGGGUCAGGGUCAGGGUCAGGGUCAGGAUCAGGGUCAGAAUCUGGCCUCUCAUCGAGGUCCAGCAUAUCGACUUUAUCUGACUCGAGGAGCAGCAGCAGUGGCCGGACGGUGUCGUCUUUAUCGGCAACUUCAAGGAGUGACACUGAACCAUUUCUCAAAAACUCAUAUAUAUAAAUUAAAAGAUGUCAUUAUGUUCAGUGUUUCGGGAUUUCCAAACGUUUCCACAAUCUAACCCAUAAUGACCCAGUGCUACUUUUGUGUCAGUUCCCAGAUGAUUUUUCUUUUUAUUUAACCUUUCUUAAAUGAUUUAUCGCCAUUUAUUAUAAUAUUAUCAUCUGUAUUUUUUGUUUUUCAAUGAAAAUCAGGUUUUUUCUCAUAUUUAAUUCACUGAUCAUGUAGAUCAGGGGGGUCCAAUCCAGCCCCUGGGAUAAAUUUGUGAAAUGCAAAAAUUACCCCGAAAAUGUUUAUAAUAAUUUUCACUCAGGUUACACAUUCAGCCCAAUUCAAUCUCAAGUGGGUCAGACCAGUAAAAUACUCUCAUAAUAACCUAUAAAUAAUGGCAACCCCAAAUGUUUCUCUUUGUUUUAGUGUUAAAAAAAAGUAACGGUAACACUUUAUUUGAAGGUCUAGUUUAUUAUGCAUUAAGCGCAUAUUCAUAAGACAUUACAAUGCAUUUAUAAUGCAUUAUAAAAGUCAUUACAACACUUUAUGAUCAUGUAAAACAAUUUAUACCAAGGCUGAUAAAGUAUUAUAAGUGUAGGCAUAAUGUAUUAUAAAUUCA
Molecule: messenger RNA, 1859 nt
Organism: Sphaeramia orbicularis (orbiculate cardinalfish)
Lineage: Eukaryota; Metazoa; Chordata; Actinopteri; Kurtiformes; Apogonidae
Product: claudin-10-like
Exons: 5
Coding region: 230-1252 (340 amino acids)
Cellular component (GO): membrane; bicellular tight junction
Molecular function (GO): structural molecule activity
Source: RefSeq, a predicted model, not a curated record